GCCGCGGCGGGGGCCGCGGUGGCUGCGCGGUCGAGCAUCCUGGCGGCGCCCGGCCACGGGGAGAUAUUAAAUGGCCAGGAGAGACAAGUGGAAUUAUUUAGCCCUUGCUGUGGAGACUUCAUUUUCUUCUUAAUACCUGAUCUGUUUAUGAUGAGGUGGCUUGCGCUAGUGUGAUUUUCACUUAUUUCUUGGCAGGCUACAGUAAGCACAGGUGUGCAAGAACCACUUGCCAUGGAAACCAGGGAGCUUGGAAGCCCCACACCCACCUACCAUCUCCUUCCAGAAGCCAGCCAGCCCAGGGUGGAAGAAGAUGUCAGCCCACCACCUAAAGGGUCCCCGGAAACUAUGCAGCUGAAGAAGGAGAUCUCCCUGCUGAACGGGGUCAGCCUGGUGGUGGGCAACAUGAUCGGCUCAGGGAUCUUUGUUUCACCAAAGGGUGUGCUGGAGUACACUGCCUCCUAUGGGUUGUCACUGACCGUGUGGGCAAUUGGUGGGCUUUUCUCCGUUGUGGGUGCCCUUUGCUAUGCAGAGCUGGGGACCACUAUUACCAAGUCAGGGGCCAGCUAUGCUUAUAUUCUAGAGGCCUUUGGGGGCUUCAUUGCCUUCAUCCGCCUGUGGGCCUCACUGCUAAUCGUUGAGCCUACCAGUCAGGCCAUCAUCGCCAUCACCUUUGCCAACUACAUCAUCCAGCCCUCCUUCCCCACCUGUAAUCCCCCGUACCUGGCCUGCCGUCUCCUCGCUGCUGCUUGCAUAUGUCUGCUGACAUUUGUGAACUGUGCCUAUGUCAAAUGGGGCACACGUGUGCAGGACACGUUCACGUACGCCAAGGUCCUAGCGCUCAUUGCCAUCAUUGUCAUGGGCCUUGUUAAACUGUGCCAGGGACACACUGAGCACUUCCAGGAUGCCUUUGAGGGUUCCUCCUGGGACCUGGGAGCCCUCUCUCUUGCCCUCUAUUCUGCCCUCUUCUCUUACUCAGGUUGGGACACCCUUAAUUUUGUAACAGAAGAAAUCAAAAACCCAGAAAGAAAUUUGCCCUUGGCCAUUGGGAUUUCUAUGCCAAUCGUGACGCUCAUCUACAUCCUGACCAAUGUGGCCUAUUACACAGUGCUGAGCAUUUCAGAUGUCCUUGGCAGUAAUGCUGUGGCUGUGACAUUUGCUGACCAGACGUUUGGCAUAUUCAGCUGGAUCAUCCCCAUUGCCGUUGCCCUGUCCUGUUUUGGGGGACUCAACGCAUCGAUUUUUGCUUCAUCAAGGUUGUUCUUCGUGGGCUCCCGUGAGGGGCACCUCCCGGACCUUCUAUCCAUGAUCCACAUUGAGCGUUUUACGCCCAUCCCUGCUUUACUGUUUAAUUGUGCUAUGGCACUCAUCUACCUCAUUGUAGAGAAUGUCUUCUUGCUCAUCAACUACUUCAGCUUCAGCUACUGGUUCUUUGUGGGCUUAUCUGUUGUUGGACAGCUCUACCUUCGCUGGAAGGAGCCUGACCGGCCUCGUCCUCUCAAGCUGAGCCUGUUUUUUCCCAUCGUGUUCUGCAUAUGCUCCGUGUUUCUGGUGAUCGUGCCCCUCUACAGUGAUACCAUCAAUUCCCUCAUUGGCAUCGGGAUCGCCCUCUCCGGGGUCCCUGUCUACUUCAUGGGUGUUUAUCUGCCAGAGUCCCGCAGGCCACUUUUUAUACGGAACAUCUUGGCUGCUAUCACCAGAGUCACCCAGAAGCUUUGCUUUUGCGUCCUGACUGAGCUAGAUGUAGCUGAAGAUAGAAAGGUUGAGAGGAAAACUGAAUAGAUGCCAGAGGUGACUUCCCCUGUGUCCUGGAAGGCUGGCCACCUGUGGCCACAGCCACCAAAGUCCAGAUUACAAGACUAUGUGGGCCCAACCCUCCUGAAUUAAAGGAGCCUGUUGACCCAUGUAAUAUAAAGGGGCUCAGGGCCAAUGCUCACUCUCAUUGGUAAGCUAUGGGAAGAAACUCAGGGUCUGGGGCCAGCUUGAAGGUGGGGACUUGAGAGGGUGGGCUGGGAGGAGACUGGGGAGCUGAGGAAUGGCUAUCAGUGUUGUCCCUGGUGGGUAGGCACAGCCCUGACAAACUUAUUUGGUAAGUUGCAGUGGAGGAAUCAGGAAUGCUGGCUGGUGAUUUCUGAAUUGAAAUUGUGAACCAGGAAUUUCUACAGAGGAGCUACUUUUUGGGAAAUUUUCCUCUGACCAGGUCUUAGCACCUGACUUUAGAGGCAUGAAAUGCUACCUUUUCUUCCUCUGCUCAAAAUCCUUUCCCAGGGAGAUGGUUGUAUUCCUUUGGGUGGUAGGGGAUGGUGGCCUGAACAGCAAGGCUUUAUUUAACCGAUCCCGGAACAGUGUAUCUCCCUCUUCUUGAAUUCCCCAAGAAGAACAUCUUCCUGCUCUAGAAUUUCACACUCAGACAAUAAGCCUGAAAGGGAGAAGUCUCUUCAGGGUCCCAGAAGUGUCCAUUGAGGGUCCUUCCUGUCAACGUUGGCCCCUCAUUCUGUGCGUCGGUAUGCUUGGGAAGCCACAGGACCUCACUGUUGUACAGGUUAGUUAUCUCCUUUGAGGAGAUUCUGCCUGUCUGACUGAAUCUACUUGGAUUAUAUUUGUACGUAUGUUCAACAUUGUUAAGAAAGGAGAUGAGCUUUCAGCUCCAAAAUGAAUUGUCUUUGCCAUCCAACUGCGUGCUUCCUAGCUACAGCUACUGUGCUUCAAUCCUGAAACAAGGGCUGAAGAAAACCUCACUGCUCCAGUGAGAAGGAGCAGCUUUGCAGCUAACUGGACAUGUGACCACCACCUCCACCACCAACUCCUAUACUUCAUUUUUUAUUGUUUAAUCCAGAACAAUUCCAGCAGAGCAGUAGUGUUCUCUCAUCUAUAGGAUGCAGUAGGCUCAACUAUGUUUAAAACAUUGAAAGUAUCAAGCACCGAGUCCCUCUGCUCCCAGAAGUAUCUCUGUAGCAGGGCAAAUUGUGGCCAGAUUUUAUGCUCAGUUUAGCACAAUCUUUGGUUGAAUCUUAUCUACAAAGGUGAACUUUAAGGAUCUUUUUUACUCAUAUACCUAUUAUACUUUAGUAUAGAUAGGUCACAUGUUACAAGCAACUGGCUCUGGUUCAGCAAGGACAGAUAAACAAAUUCAUGAGUCAGAUGUUUGGUAAUACUGCUAUUUUGAAGGAUAAUCCUGUUUUACUUGACGCUUUUGGUCUUUGUUCUAGUUGAUAGAAAUAAAUCUUCAGGUUUCUGGUGUGAACUUUAAGAGGACUGAAACAGAGAGGGCUUAAACGGUUCUGGAAUUCAGGUGGAUCACCUGAAUUCUUUCAGCUGUCAGACCCAUGUCAUCAGAGAGCUUGUUCUUUCUCUAUGGGCUGGCGUCAGCAGCUGCUGUGCAGACCCAAGCAAGCCCACCCUGGUGCUAGAAGUGGUCAUUUUCUUUUCUGAAAACCUCUUGCCAGGCUGAUUCUCCUGUGUCCCCAGCACCAGGGUUUGUUUACACUUUGAGCCACCUGGUGUGGGUCAUCAGGAUAGUACACUCCUUUCCUGCUCACCUCCUCUUGCUCCCGAAAUCUGAUGGGGCUGCAGUCUCAGGAAGAGCUUGGUACUUGUCAGGACUUCCAUUUUUUUCCCUGUGAAAAUCAGUGAAGACUCUGGGAGAAAAGCUGCUACAACCUCAAUCUGGCUCCUCAGCAGACCACAUGAGUGGAAGCAACCAAGCCUGGUGCUCAGGCUGGGCUUUUAACCCCCAGGAUGGGCCAGGGGGGCAAGUCUGGCCUAAUGGAUCAUCCUUCGUGGGCAGGAAGGCUGUAGUGGAUUGGAUAGUUGUUCUGUCAUGCCCCAAACACUGUCAUUCUGGGCUCAGAACUUGCUAGCUUGAUAACUCCUAUGGGCUUUCAUGCCUUUAGGUUUUUAGAAUUCGUUAACAGUAAUGACAAGAAUACGGCAAUCUUCCUGACCAUUGUUAUCCACCAAACUGGCCCCAGUCACAGAUAAGGGAGUAACCUUGAUCAUAUCCUUGCUCAAUAAAGAAGACUUAAGAGAGCAUGAUCACUGUUGCCUUUGAUUUAGGGUAUGCAUCCGUGAAAAAAUGGCGGGGGGUGUUCUUACAGUCACAGAAUAGGGAUUUGUCCAGCAAAUCCUGACAACAGGGAGUCUUGUGCAAAGGCUGACUUGCCUGGACUAUAUAAACAUGGUUCAUACCCAGGCCACACUGGCACCUAUCCGAGGACUCCUCUAGAGCUAAUCCUUUGAAGAGUGUGCUUGGCUCAAGGACCCCUGACCCUGGCUUUAGCUAAUAACCAGCUAAUUCCAGGAAUUUUCUGCCCCCUAGUGGCUUCUAGGGGAAGCAAGGGCCUCACACUCCAGGUGCUCCCUAGUACUUAGUGAGCCGUCACCCUCAUUACUGGAUGGUGACAACAUUCUUCCCCUCUGUGCUGCAUAGACUUUCCCUAGGAACCUUAUGUGAGAGGGAUGCCAGACUCCCUGCCCAAGUCAAGCUUCAUAACGGAAUUAAUUUCUGUCAGUUCUUUGUGGUCUGCCUCCUUAACUCCUUCUCCUGGUGUGCUAAUCCUUUUCGCAGCGGGUGCAUUUUGUGAAAUUGUGAGCCUUUAAUGUUGGCAAAACCAUUGAGCACAUAAACAGCAGUAAGCACAUUAUAAUGGCUAGAGUGUUUUUAAAUCCUUCAUUUUUUUUUUUAAAGAUUCAUUUAUUUUACUUGAAAGUCACAGUUACAGAGAGGAGAGGCAGAGAAAGGGAGAAAGAUAGAGAGGUCUUCCAUCCGCUGGUUCACUCCCCAGAUGGUCUCAAUGGCCAGAGCUGUGCCAAUCCAAAGCCAGGAGCCAGGAGCUUCUUCCAGAUCUCCCAAGCGGGUGUGGGGGCCCAAGGAUUUGGGCCAUCUUCUACUGCUUUCCCAGGCCAUAGCAGAGAGCUGGAUGGGAAGUGGAGCGGCCAGGUCUCGAACUGGCACCCAUAUGGGAUGCUGGCACUGCAGGCGGUGGCUUUACCUGCUACGCCACAGCGCCGGCCCCAAAUUCUUAAUUUUUAUGCUUAUAGGAGGCUAAGUAGUAUUAGACACUAGUUGCAGCCAAUGCUGACUUGUACCUGUGCUUAGCUUAGGAUGGGAAAAUACAGCCUGUUUUUUUUUCCCCCCAGUGGUAAGCAAGGCAGCAAGGUUUAUUGGGGUAGGACAUCCAUCGAGUGCCCAGACUGAGGAAAGCAAGGUUACAUGGUUAAACAGAAUGCACCUGGAAGGCAAGGUGGGCGGCUCAGCAGAGACCUUAGUGCUGAACACCGCCUGUUGCCUGAACACAGAAGUUACUUUGGCAGGUUUAACACUCCAUGUGGGUGCAAACUUACAAAAUGAACACAAAGUGAAAGGAUUAGUGGAGGUAGGAUGGAGAAGUAGAAGUCUUAAAAAAUGUGGCAAGUGGGGCCAGCAUUUCGCCGUAGCUAGUUAAGUUGCUGCUUGUGAUGCUGGCAUCCUGUAUGGGCGAAGGCUGCUCUAUUUCUGAUCCAGCUCCUUGCUCAUGGCCUGGGAAAAACAGUGGAAGAUGGCCCAAGUGUUUCAACCUCUGCCACACUGGAGAUGCGGAUGAAGCUCCUGGCUCUUGGAUUCAGCUUGGCCCAGCGUGGCUGUUGUGGCCAUCUGGGGAGUGAACCAGUGGAUGGAAGAUCUUUCUAACUCUUUCAAAUAAUCUUUAAAAGAAAAUGUUGCAAGAAGUUAUCUGUGUAAUUCACUUUUCCAUGUGAAUCAGACACCUGUCACAGGGCAAGAGGGUAUAUCUUGGAUUGAAGGGUUUUUUUUCCCCAAAACCUAUUUGAAAGAGAGAGGUUCACUUCCCAAAUGCCCACAACAGCUAGGGCUGUGCCUGGCCAAAGUCAGGAGCCAGGAAUUAUAUCUGGGUCUCCCAUAGGAGGGACCCAACCACAAUGCCAGCAGCAUUAUCUUCCAGGGUGCACAUUAACAGGAAGCUGAGUCAGGAGCAGAGCUAGGACUUGAACCCAAGCAUCUGAAAUGAGGUGCAGGGUCCCAAAUUGGGGUUCUUAAUGGCUGCACUGAAAUGUUCAUCCUGAAUUGCAGGUUCUGUUUUGUUUCGCUACACCUGUGUUGUCUACUACAGUAGUUACUAGCCACAUGUAGCUAAAGUAAAAUGAAAUAAAAUUAAAAACUCAGCUUCUCCAUUGCACUAACCACAUUUCAAGUGCUCAAAGCCACAGUAUGGCUAGUGGCUACUAUUAGAAAGUGAACAUUGCCUGUUGCCUGAACACAGAAGUUAUUUUGGCAGGUUUAACCCUCCGUUAGGUGCAGACUUACAAAAUGAACACAAAGUGAAAGGAUUAGUGGAGGGAGGAUGGAGAAGUAGAAGUCUUAAAAAAAACUGAUCCUGUUGUUUGAUUUUGGUGAGUGCUAUGAAUAUAAACAUUUCUCAAUGGAAAGCUAAGGUGAGGAUUUUUUUUUUUUCUUUUCCUUGCUUGCCCUAAGUCCUUAGUGUCUGAGGUCAAUUCUGAAACCUUGUCUCACUGCCCACUCCCCUUCCCCCCCCCCUUUUUUUGACAGAGUGGAUAGUGAGAGAGAG
This is a messenger RNA of Lepus europaeus (European hare), 6560 nucleotides long. RefSeq names its product solute carrier family 7 member 6 (gene SLC7A6). The transcript has 11 exons. Bases 232 to 1779 code for a protein of 515 amino acids. Gene Ontology annotation, molecular function: L-amino acid transmembrane transporter activity. The record is from RefSeq and is a predicted model, not a curated record. Lineage: Eukaryota; Metazoa; Chordata; Mammalia; Lagomorpha; Leporidae. Gene Ontology annotation, biological process: amino acid transmembrane transport. Gene Ontology annotation, cellular component: membrane.